UGCCCGUCGGAAGUUUUGAGUCGAACGGUUCAGAUUCAGAUUCUAAAACAAAAAGAGUGAAAUAAUUCAAACACACGCGUGUUUAACCUCACAGAAAAGCGUUCUAUGAGUGCGGGAUAUACUGGAGCGUCAUCACGUUCUUAUUGAAUAUUCAUGAGCUGACCUGACGUUAUAAAUGAACUCGCCUCAGUUUUUCUCGUGAUUCAGUGGUGUGUGUGACAGCAUCAUCAUCAUCAUCAUCAUCAUGACUCUGGCUCCUAAAGAGCUGUCGAACCUACUGGGCAUCAUGUCUGAGGACGCGUGCAGUAACAGUUUCGAGCAGCUCUCCACGGCGUUCCACCACUGCUUCGGUAAAGCCGAACACUUCCGUGUGGGUUCGGUUCUGGUGAUGUUACUGCAGCAGCCGGAUCUUCUCCCGAGCGCUCCACAGCGGCUCACAGCGCUCUAUCUGCUGUGGGAGAUGUACCGCACCGAGCCGCUGGCCGCAAACCCCUUCGCCGCUGUGUUUGCUCACCUGUUGAACCCCUCACCUGCCGGAGAAGAGCAGGAGAACCCGCUAUCAGGUUUCCUUCCUCCCAUCACGCUGUCAGAGAAGUUCUUCCUGUCUCAGCUGAUGCUCGCCCCACCGCGAGACCUGUUUAAGAAGACACCGAGACAGGUGUCCUGUAUGGACGUGGGCUCAGCGCCACAGACUAUAGACAUCAGUGGACUGCAGCUCGCACUCGCUGAGCGUCAGUCUGAGCUGCCCACUCAGAGUAAAGCCAGUUUUCCCAGCCUGCUUAGCGACCCGGACCCCGACUCCUCCAACUCUGGCUUUGACAGCUCAGUGGCCAAUCAGAUCACAGAAUCACUGAUGACAGGACCACGCCCCCUCUUGAGAGUGAGUGAAAGUCACUUCCGUCCGGAGUUGAUCCGGCCCGCUCCGCCUCUGCUGGUGUGUGAGGACGAGCUGGCCUGGCUGAACCCCUGUGAACCGGAUCACAGGAUCCAGUGGGACCGCUCCAUGUGUGUGCGUAGCGGCACCGGUGUGGAAAUUAAGCGCGUGAUGGCCAAAGCUUUCAAGAGUCCGCUGUCAGCCGCACAGCAGACCCAGCUGCUGGGUGAACUGGAGAAAGACCCAAAGCUGGUUUAUCACAUCGGUCUGACCCCAGCUAAACUACCGGACCUGGUUGAGAACAAUCCUCUGGUGGCCAUCGAGAUGCUGCUGAAGCUGAUGUCAUCGAGUCAGAUCACAGAAUACUUCUCUGUCCUGGUCAACAUGGACAUGUCCCUGCACUCCAUGGAGGUGGUCAACAGAUUAACGACAGCUGUGGAACUUCCUCCUGAGUUCAUUCAUCUGUACAUCUCCAACUGCAUCUCUACAUGUGAACAAAUCAAAGACAAAUACAUGCAGAACCGGUUGGUGCGUCUGGUGUGUGUGUUCCUCCAGUCACUCAUCAGGAAUAAGAUCAUCAAUGUUCAGGAUCUGUUCAUCGAGGUUCAGGCCUUCUGCAUUGAGUUCAGUCGAAUCCGUGAGGCGGCGGGUCUGUUCAGACUCCUGAAGACGCUCGAUAAUGGAGAGACACCCCCCGAGAGCAAGACUGCCAAAUAAUCCGU
Molecule: messenger RNA, 1596 nt
Organism: Xyrauchen texanus (razorback sucker)
Lineage: Eukaryota; Metazoa; Chordata; Actinopteri; Cypriniformes; Catostomidae
Product: CCR4-NOT transcription complex subunit 11-like
Exons: 8
Coding region: 245-1591 (448 amino acids)
Biological process (GO): negative regulation of translation; mRNA catabolic process
Cellular component (GO): CCR4-NOT complex
Source: RefSeq, a predicted model, not a curated record